GAACUGCCAGAAUCAAGUAGUACAUUAAGUGUAUUGCCAUUAAUGGAUAUCGUUGUAGCUGCAUGAGCCAAGCUCUGAGGAAAUGCAGCUGUAAUUGCACAUAAAGAAGGUGUGUAUAUGGCAGCAGUCACACUUUUAGUAGUUGCUUUGGACUUGCAUACUCUAGAAUAAUGUCUCUUCUUGCCACAACUAUUACAAGUUGCCUCUCGAGCAGGACAUGUCUCUCUCUUAUGAAUAUUACCCCCGCAAAAGUAACAGUUCCUUUUUGAAUCAUUAUAUGCUGCGGCAAGGGCACCUUUAUCAGCAGGAAUUGUUUCCGUUUGCUCCAUAUUCAAUCCCAUUCAAAAGACUGUGCCCAGUGCUUCUACAGUGCUUCCCCAUUGCAACACUGACUGCUGUACAUUUAAAUUGCAAAUUGUAUUCUUCACAGAGGAAACAAAAAUCACUAGUUGCAUCCCCUCUCUCUCUCUCCACCUUCUAACUUGCUUUCCUUGUAUUAGUAUCCUCCCUCUAUUUUUUCCCCCUCUGCAUCUGUUCUUUUUUUCCAUUUCCUUCUCUUGUUUUAUUUUCUUGUUAAACUUGUCCCCCCCCCCUACCCGUUUCCAUUUCAUUUCCCCUGGUCUCCGCUCGGCAAAGGCGGUGCCGUAGCCAUGGCCGGGCCGCCUCAGCCCGCUUGCCUCUGGGGGAACCUCGCUUCCUUCGCCGCCGACAUGAGGAAAAUGAUCAACGCGCCCGAGCUCAGUGAUGUAAAAUUCAUUGUGGGAAAGGAGAAGAGAGUGGUAUAUGCUCACCGCUGCAUCUUAGCCUAUCGCUGUGAGGCAUUUAAUGCCAUGUUCGCCCAACAACCUCUGUCAUGUGAUGCAAAAGGCGUUGACAUACCAUUUGUUCUUUCAGAUGUGCAGCCAGAUAUCUUUCUGGCUGUGAUUGAGUUUCUGUACACAAACGGUGUGAUGCUGAGCAGCAAAAUGGCUCUGGAUGUGUUGACAUCUGCAGUGGAAUAUGGGCUGGAUGAUCUUCAGAAGCUGUGCGUGGAUUAUAUCAGCAGCACACUUACAGUUGAAUCUGCCUGUGAAGCAUUACAAGCAGCAGUGACAUACAGACAGACCGACAUGAAAGACAAAUGUUUGGCUUUCAUCCAGAGCCACACUAAAAGUAUUGUGAAGACCCAAGGCUUUCAUGAACUUUCUGACCCUGCCUUGCUUGUUAUUCUGCAAAGUGACUUGCUCACCAUCGAUGAGCCCGAUUUAAUUAACUUUGUCAGAGAAUGGGCGCACGUUAACUCAGUAGUUCUUGACAAAUCAAUACCAGAAAUAGCAAAGGAAGUUGUUCGUGAAUUACGCCUUUUUCUCUUGACCCCUGAUGAACUGACAACCCUGGAAGCUGAAAACAAGAAAGAUAACUUGAUUCCCGUGGACAAGAUUGCCGAAGUGUGGAAAUUUCAUGCAUUGAAAAAGCCAAGUGGAAUCGCGGUUCAUCUGCUUCGGAGACGGAAGGGAAGUCGACCCCGAGACCAUCACAAGUACUUCAACCUUUGCCACAAAUAAACGUAAAAACCACAAAUACUUGGAAUAUGUACUUUUGACUGCGUGAAGGUGAUUCAUCGGCAAGUGUCAAUAUCAUAUUGAACCAAACCGAAGCAGCAUAUAGUUAUUACACAAGGUUAUAUGAACCACACCACUCUUUUUGGACCAUUUUGUUAUUUUUGUGUUUUACAUGAAGCAAGGUUUAUACGCUGCAAUCAAAGGAAAGCUGGACGUAUAUAAUAUCACAGAGAGUGUACAUGAACAUUGGGAUAUUAUUGAUUCAUCUCAAGUGCCAUUCAAUUGUUUUAGGAUUCUAAAUAAGAUUUUGUCAUGGCCAUUUGAACUGGUACACUGAAGCCAUGCUCUCGAAAUUGCAGACAGUGGUUUAGUCAUGGUGUAACGUGGUAAUGACUAUCAUUGUUUUUUGUUUUUAAUAUUUUUGUGUGCUUCCUGUUGAUAUGACGCUAAUCCUUUUACUGGAAGGAAUACUGGUAUUGAGGAUUUAAGGAAAAUGUAAAUAUGUAUUUUUAUAUCACUAAUUAAGUCUUUUGACAAAGUCCCUCAUGGUGGCUGAUCCAGAAGAUUAAGAUGCAUGAGAUCCACGGUGACUUGGUAGUUUUGAUUUUGAACUGGCUUACACACGCACCUUGUACAAGAAUGUUGGUAGGUUGGUUACUAAGUUUGUAGAUGAGACAAAAUUUGGUGCAGAUGCAGAUAUGAAGAAAUGAUGUAGCAGUAUAGCAGGAUAUAGAUCAGUUACAGAUAUAGGUGAAAUGGCAGAUGCAGUUUAAUCUGGGCAAGUGUGAAGUAGUGCACUUUUGGAGGUCAAAUGUAAGGGAAAAGUAUACUGUUGAUGGCAGGACCCUUAGCAACAUUGAUGUAAGAUCAAGAGAUCCUAGUGUCUAGGCCCAUAACUCCCUGAAAGGAGCAACACAAGUUGUCAGAGUGGUAAUGAAAGUGUGUGGAAUGCUUGAUCGGGGCAUUGAGUAUAAGAGUCAGGAAGUCAUGUUGCAAUUUUAUAAAACAUUGGUGAGACCAUGUUUGGAGUAUUGUGUGCAGUUCUGACAGAAGAAAGGUCUUGACCUGACACAUCACCCAUUCCUUCUAUCCAGAGAUGCUGCCUGUCCCACAGAGUUACUCCAGCAUUUUGUGUCUAAAACAAGACUGUGGUGGCUGUGGAGAGGGUGCCGAAGAGGUUUACCAGGAUACUGUCUGGAUCAGAGUUAUUAGCUGCUUGGAGAGGUUAUACAACUUGCAUUGUUUUUGCUGGAGUGUCUUAAGACUGAGGGAGACCUGAUAGAUGUUUAUAAAAUCAUGAGAGGCAUUCUCAGAGCAGAAAUGUCAAGGAGAAAUAGUUUUAAGUUGAUAUGGGCAGGGCAACCUUUUUGUACAGACAUUUGUGGGGUAUCUUGAACCUGUUGCCAGAUGUGGUGAUGGAAGCAGAUAUAAUAAAGGCAUUCAAUAGAUCUUUAGACAAGCACAUGGAUAUACAGGGAAUGGAGGGAUAUGGAUCUCAAGCAGGCAGAAGGGAUGAGUUUAUUUUGUCAUCAUGUUUGGCACGGGCAUCGACCAAAGGUCUGUUCCUGUGUUCUACGUUGUUUAAAAGUCUGAUGACAUUCCAAGACAUUUCUUAGCCAAUUAAUUCGAUUUUUAAUGGAAGUGUUCUCACUGCAUUGGCAAAGCUGAUGAAAAUGAAGGUAGGAGCCAAUAGUAAAGUAUUGUAAUUCCAGUUUCUCGAGAAGUAUAAUUUUCAGGCCAGAAGCAGCAGAAUAAGAAAAAUGAUGCAUUCAGGUAUGUGGAAAUUUAUAGCCAAGUCCUUGUCAUGGUAUUUUACAUAAUAAUUAUUUGUCUUGUUCUGGCUUUACCUGAACUGGUAAUUGUAUUCAACCUCACAGUGAUGUAAACAGUCAGGUUCUCAAGUUGGGUCACAUAUUCAGUAUUAUUAUAGCUUAAAAAUAAUCCAGCAAGAGUCACACCAUUCAAGAGAUUUAAAUGUGGCACAAAUCUACUGAGCAGGUAGCAGCUUGCACGGAGGAAGCAGCACCAGGCAUGGCCAGUUUUAAUGACCAGACCUAGGCUAUGUGUUCCUGCCCGCUGUCUGUUCAGCUCACUGGGUGGAAAGUAACCAGGUUCCCAGCUGAAGAUUAACAUUAAUGUACUUUGUAUUGGACAAAAGAGGGCAAAGGGCUGAUAACAGUCUCUGGCUUGACUCAAACAAUAUUGCUACAUUUUCAUACCCUCAGUUCAGUUCAGUUUAGUUUAUUGUAACAUGUGCCGAGGUACGGUGAAAAGCUUUGGUUGCGUGCAACCAGUCAGCAAAAAGACAAUACAUUAUUACAAUCGAUCCGUUUACAGGGUAUAGUAACCUCUCUCACUCUUCAGCUCAGUUCAGCUCAUGGUCGUUUGAUAAUUAACUUGGGACAUAUUCCUAUAGAUCACAAUUUACAUAGAUUAUGGAACCAGAAUAUUCAACCUUCUGCACAUCUCUGUUUUCAGAAAGAAUAUCUUUCAACUUUUAUUUGCAGGUUUUCUGUUCUCAGUUCUUUUCCAUCUGUUUACUUUGUUUCUGAAGGUUUCAGAAACACUUUGGCACUGUUUAUACUGUAUGGGAGACUUGAACUCUUAUAAGUCUUGGAUGGAGUGGAUGUGGAGAGGAUGUUUCCACUAUUGGGAGAGUCUAGGACUAGAAGUCAUAGCCUCAGAAUUUAAGGACAAUUUUUUAGGAAGGAGAUGAGGAGGAAUUUCUUUAGUCAGAGUGUGAGAAUCUCGAUUUUUUUUUGCCACAGAAGGCUGUGGAGGCAGUCAGUGCAUAUAUUUAAGGCAGAGAUGGAUAGAUUCUUGAUUAGUACUAGUGUCACAGAUUAUGGGGAGAAGGCAUGAGAAUGGGGUUAGGAGGGAGAGAUAGAUCAGCCAUGAUUGAAUGGCGGAGUAGACUUGAUCGGCAGAAUGGCUUAAUUCUGCUCCUAUCCCUUAUGAUCUUAUGAAAAUAGUUUGUUAUUUAUAAAAAAUGUAAAGGCAGAUAUUUCACUGUGUAUUAUAUUUUGUAGUGUGCACUAUAUAUUUUUGUGAAUAUUGUACUCGGGUUACAAAGUAAAUUAUACUUUUACCUC
Messenger RNA from Leucoraja erinaceus (little skate), 4633 nucleotides. Its product is annotated as BTB/POZ domain-containing protein 19-like. The transcript is spliced from 8 exons. The record is from RefSeq and is a predicted model, not a curated record. The coding region runs from base 651 to 1544 and encodes 297 amino acids. NCBI's taxonomy places the organism in Eukaryota, Metazoa, Chordata, Chondrichthyes, Rajiformes, Rajidae. Gene Ontology annotation, molecular function: protein binding.